Molecule: messenger RNA, 2883 nt
Organism: Haliotis rubra (blacklip abalone)
Lineage: Eukaryota; Metazoa; Mollusca; Gastropoda; Lepetellida; Haliotidae
Product: alpha-1,6-mannosylglycoprotein 6-beta-N-acetylglucosaminyltransferase A-like
Exons: 18
Coding region: 331-2592 (753 amino acids)
Biological process (GO): protein N-linked glycosylation
Cellular component (GO): Golgi apparatus
Molecular function (GO): alpha-1,6-mannosylglycoprotein 6-beta-N-acetylglucosaminyltransferase activity
Source: RefSeq, a predicted model, not a curated record
AAGGGAGACAAACCCUUUCCUCAACUCCGAAGUUGAUAGAACUUAUUCUUAGCAGCUACUAACGGCCCCGGUGACAGGAAUUACACCGAUGUAGAUAACGUGAUUGGUUUGAUUUACGUAUAAUGUAGAGACGACGUGUUUGAGACAUUUAUUUAUAACCACUUUCCACAACAAAUAGGACUUGACAUUCUCGUCCAUUCGAGUCUCCACGUGCAGUCACGGAAUCACUUCCGACCUUGUUGAAAUGUACAUUAUGUGAAUGCUGCUGCGGUGCUUCCACGCUUCAGUGACUGGCGAUGGUGUGACGGUAGUCAUGUUGGUGUGAGAACGAUGCGGCUGCCACUAUGGCGUCGACUGACGCGCAACGUCUACCGCAAGGUGAUGGUGUUCUUGGUGCUCCUGCUGAUCAUCUGGUGUGCCACUCUUGCCAACAUAACACUUAUCUUCAGUGUCAAGCCACCCAAAGAGAGUGAAGUAUUGAAGAAUGAGAUCAUCCGCUUGAGUGAGGAAUAUGUGAAGGCUCUGUCGAGGGAAAAUGGAGACAUGGUGGAUGGACCCUACGCCGGCAGGUUUACAGCUUACGAUCUGAAGAAGACCAUGGCUGUGUUGUUGGAGAGUAUGCUUGAGAGGUUGCAGCGCCUGGAGAGUGCCGUCAAUCUCGUCAUCAACACUACCCUUGUCAAUGACACCAUCAACGCUACUUUAAAGCUGGAAGAAAAACACAAGUCUGGAAUCAGUGCUAGAGAUUUGAUAAAUGGCAGGAGCAUCAACUGUAAGCUUACUGAUGAGGACAAGGCACAGUUCCCCCAUUGCGAGGGCAAGAUGAUGUGGAUGAGCAAGAUGUGGAAGUCUGACCCGUGCUAUGCAACAUACGGUGUUGAUGGCUCCGACUGCUCCUACGUUAUGUACCUCAGCGAGGUUGAAGGCUGGUGUCCGAAGAAGGCCUGGGGUGGCUCCAUGAAACUCAAGCUGAAGGAAGCAGCUCCUCUUUAUGCUAACAUCACCAGCAACCUGGAGGACCUGAUGGUGCUACUGCGAGAUCCCAAUGAGAGGCAGGGUUAUGCAUGGAUCAGAAUGCGCAUCACACGCAUGUGGGACAAAUGGUCAUCUGCCAUUCACAGACUCGCUGCCAAGCAGAAUCUGGUGCACCGAAAGAAGAAAAAGAUUCUAGUUCAUUUGGGGUUGUUGUCCAAACAGUCAGGAUGGAAGUUUGCUGAAAUGCAGUUCAAAGGUGGCCCCCUGGGUGAACUGGUGCAAUGGAGUGACCUCAUCACCACCCUGUUCCUCCUGGGCCAUGACCUCACCAUCACUAGUGAGGUUGAGCAGCUGGUGGGGAUCCUGUCUCGACUCCCAGCAGCCAAGUCUCCGUGUCAGAGUCGGAAGGAGCUACCAGUCAACAUCAUCUACACAGACAUCAUGGGCCUCAUCCAGUUUAAGAAGCGGGUCAAGGGUGGCUAUGGCAAGUUCAGUUGUCUAUUCCGGAUUGUUGAUUCGUUUGGCACUGAACCUGCCUACAACCAUCGUAGCUUUGCCAAACAGAACAAGAUCCUCACAUCAUGGGGAGGCCAAGACUUGCAGCCUCGCCAGUUCUUCACCAUGUUCCCUCACAGCCCCGACAACUCCUUCAUGGGGUUUGUGGUUGAGCAGCACCUCAACGACUCCCAUGUGCAGCAUCUGGAGAGGCAGAACAAGGCUGUUGUGUACGGCAAGAAGGAGUACAUGUGGGAGAAAAAAGACAGCUACCUCAAUGUAAUAAAGGACUUUCUUGAGAUACAUGGUACAGUCUAUUAUGAUGAGAAGCAGGCCAAGCUCCCGGACUAUGUGGUGAACCAUGGUCUACUCAAUGGAGCGGACCUCCACAAACUGUUGAGAGAGUCAAAGGUGUUUAUCGGGAUGGGCUUCCCGUACGAGGGCCCUGCUCCCUUGGAAGCUAUUGCAAAUGGAGCAGUGUUCCUCAAUGCCAGGUUUGAUCCACCCCACGGCAACAAGAAUGACCCUGUGUUUAAGGGGAAGCCCACCCAGCGAGAGCUGACUAGUCAGCAUCCAUAUGCAGAAAUGUUUAUCGGAAAGCCUCAUGUUUACACCAUAAACAUCAAAGAUACAAAUGAGGUCACUAAAGCUUUGCAAGAAAUCCUGCACAAUAAUACAUUUGAGCCAUAUUUGCCCUACGAGUACUCUGAGGAGGGGAUGCUGCAGAGGAUGAAUGCAUACAUUGAACAUCAGGACUUCUGCAAGUUCCAGAAACAGAUAGCACAAUGGCCGCCCUCAGAUGCUGUACGUCUGCUCCUGGGCUCCCCAGGGAAGAGUUGUAAAGAUGCCUGCUGGGAACAGAAUCUAAUAUGUGAACCAAGCCACUUCAUGGAGUUAAACUCAUUAGAGGAAAUAGAAAAACUAUAUGUGCAGUGUUCCAGCAAACACAGUUCAGCAAACAUUUACUACCCUGCAUUUAAUGUAAAUACUAAAGAGUGCACACUUCAAGGGGAAGAACUCUUGUUCAGCUGUGUUGGUGGACGUCAUGAUCUGAGGCGACUGUGUCCAUGUCGGAAUUACAUUCGAGGUCAGACUGCACUUUGUGUUGGUUGCCAGAGUUGAUCCUGGCCAUGUCAACUGUGAUUGGUUGAAUUUGUUUUAUCUGUGAUCUGACUGGAGGAUAAGAUGAUUGCUGUGGCUCAACAUGAAGUGUACAUGUGCUGCUGUAUUGACAGAUUGAGGAGGCAGGAUGUGUUUGUCCUGUAGGUGUCCUUUUGUCACAAUGUUUCAGCUUGCCAAAACACACACACACAUGCAUAGAUACAUACAUACAUACAUACAUACAUACAUACAUACAUACAUACAUACAUACAUACAUACAUACAUACAUACAUACAUACAUACAUACAUACA